Messenger RNA from Gaeumannomyces tritici R3-111a-1, 498 nucleotides. RefSeq lists its product as hypothetical. NCBI's taxonomy places the organism in Eukaryota, Fungi, Ascomycota, Sordariomycetes, Magnaporthales, Magnaporthaceae. The coding region runs from base 1 to 498 and encodes 165 amino acids. The record is from RefSeq and is a predicted model, not a curated record. The transcript is spliced from 2 exons.
AUGGGCGUUUGUGCCUCGGUGUCUCAGAAGCGGACAAAGGGCGAGUGUGGAAUGCGGCCGCACCAGCUGCGCGGCAGAGCCCGAGGUGGCAAGGGGGAGGUGUUUGCGGCAGCGACUGCGAUCGAGAACGGGCACGGGCGCGACGGGCGUGAUGGCGGAGAGGGCGUGGUUGGUUGGCUGGCGGUGUUCGGGGAUUUCAUGCGGCUUGUCGCUCGAGCUUCUAGUGCAGGACCAGACGACAGGCAAACAGGCGACAGGCGCGCGGUGCCGUCAACGGCCCUCACUGCGACGCUCUGCAAGACGGGACGCGGGAAGCACACCUCUCCCGUACCAGGGCGCGGUGCGAGGGAGGGCGAUGCAUGCGGCAAUCCGGCGGCAAUCCAGCGGCGCGCUGUCGGGGGUGUUCGGAUGCGCGUGGCAGGCGAUGUGGUGGACUCGGUCGUGCCCAAGCAAGGCGAUGCGUCUCCUUCUCACCGCGACAAGGCCAAGGGUUGGUAG